Molecule: messenger RNA, 1743 nt
Organism: Aspergillus mulundensis
Lineage: Eukaryota; Fungi; Ascomycota; Eurotiomycetes; Eurotiales; Aspergillaceae
Product: tRNA-specific adenosine deaminase
Exons: 3
Coding region: 1-1743 (580 amino acids)
Biological process (GO): tRNA wobble adenosine to inosine editing
Molecular function (GO): tRNA-specific adenosine-37 deaminase activity; RNA binding
Source: RefSeq, a predicted model, not a curated record
AUGGCAAUGGGGAACCCAAGUCAAAAUACAGACUCUUUGCCAUCACGGAUUGCGAGCCUGGUUCAUUCGCACUUUGAUGGUCUGCCAAAGCGCUCCAAGCCGGUUCUUCGCGAUGAUGGGACGGCCGAAUGGAUUCCCAUGACGGGGAUUGUGCUUGUUAAAGCUGAGAAUACACCUGAAGAAACACUAACCUGCGUCGCCGUCACAACCGGCGCAAAAUGCCUCCCGGCAAGCCAAAUCCCGCAUUGCAACGGCCUAGUCCUGCACGACUGCCACGCCGAGAUCCUCGCCAUGCGCGCCUUCAACUACUGGCUGAUCUCCGAGUGCCGCGCUGUCCUCGAAGCCGAGCAGCAGCAGCAGCAGCCCUCCAGUCCAGGGGACACGAAGAAAGCCACACCAUUCAUCCGACGCCGCCAGCAAGACGGCGCCAGCGACAGCACACUGCCCCCCUUCGAAAUCCACCCAGACGUGCACAUUUACAUGUACUGCACGUGCGCGCCCUGCGGCGACGCAAGCAUGGAGCUCGUGAUGGCGGCGCAGGACGACGCAACGCCGUGGGAACUGCCAGCCACCUCCGACACCUUAAACACCGCGUUCCUCUCCGGCCGCGGCCACUUCUCGCAGCUGGGUAUCGUGCGCCGGAAGCCCGCGCGCGCAGACGCCGAGAGCACGAAGAGCAAGAGCUGCUCGGACAAGAUUGCGCUGCGGCAGGUGAUCAGUCUCUUGAGCUUUGAGAGUAGUUUGCUUGUUGCUGUUACGGCGAACGCGUAUAUUCGGGCGCUGGUUAUGCCGGAGGAGGAGGUUAGUCGGAGUGGGUGUGAGAGGUGUUUUGGGGGUGGGGAGGGUGGGAGGUUGAGGGGGGUGAGGGGGAGGGUUUGGGGGGCCUCAGUUGAUGCGGCGGCUGCUUCUGGGGAUGGGGAGAAGGAUAGUGAUAAGGGGCGAUAUAGCUAUGCGUUCCGCCCAUUCGAGGUCCUUUCUAUCCCGGAUGCACAGCUCAAAGCGCUCUGGCCGUUUCGGAAACCAAGAGCCAGUGAUGUGGUUCCAGAUCCAGAUCCAGAUCCAGUCUCAGCCUUAGACCCGGCCUCCGAAGACACUGGCACAGCACCAACGCCAAAAGCGAGGAAGAGUAAGCCAGGCACCAUAUCCGCCGUGUGGGUGCGCGCUCCAACAUCACCUCCAACAGCAACAACAGAUACCCAGAGUCCCAAGCCAUCAACAACGGUAUCCGACAACGGCACCAAGACCCUCCCCGUCCUGCGCGGCUCAAAAACGGGUCUCUUUGAAAGCAUAAUCGGCGGCGUGCGCCAGGGGCAUAAGGCUGUUUUCCCGGGACCGGGGAUUCGCGGGGCAUCUGCGUUAUGUCGUGCUAGGAUGUGGGAGCAUUGGAGGGGGGCUGUUACUGCUACUGCUACCGUUAGUAGUGUUACGCCCUCUGCCGCGGACCAGGACAAGGGACAGGAAGGCGAUGCGACUCGUUUGCAUUCGAGGAGUACGGGCAUAGACUAUGCGUUGCAGGCGUCAACAUAUAGAGAGUUCAAGAAGGAGCCUAAGGCUGAGGGGCUGAGCAGUGCUGUGCGCGCUAGGAGGCAGGCUAUGAGUGCUGCGAAGGAUGUUUUGGGUGGGUGGGUGCCUAAUGAGGGGGAUGAGGGGUGGGGAUGGAGGUGGGAAUUAGGGACGCUGGUGGAUGAGAGGGGAGAUCCCGUUGAGAUGGAUCCGAAGGGGUCGAAGAAGAGGAAGCGAUGA